AGAAAUCCAACCUACACUAGACAAGGAAAUUGAAUUGGAUUUAAAAGAUUUGAGCAAUUCUAUUGAUUAAUAUUGCAAUUUAGGUAAGUUAGAAUAUAUAUAUGUAGUCAUAAAUAUAUAGUCAUAUUACUGUUACUAAGUGAAUUAGUUGGCCACGUCAGCUAUAGGGGUUUUCAUAGAAAUGUGUUUCGGUUUAGCUGUAUUGUCAUCAAAUAUUUCCGUGCAUGCUGCAAGAAACCUGAUAAGCUCUGCUUUUGAAAAGGCAUAGAUUAAAUUUAGAAUAAUCCGCGCCAGGAAUAAUGUCUAAUAGAAUUCCCAAGCAUGCAAAUGUCACGACUAGUUUUAACAAGUUGUCAAACUCUCAAUGACUCAAAAGUUUAAAAGGUCAUAAUUAUAGUAAAAUAUUUAUAUGGAAGACGCAUUAAUGCUUAUAUUUUUAGCACGCGGUUUUUUAUCGUUUACAAACGUAUCCCGUUUUGGUAGCCUUGCUCCUUUGGAGGGCGUACGUGGUUUGAAAUUGGAAAAAACAGUUUAGAAAUAUAUAUAGCUAUGUAUUUAUAACAAGGAAUUAUUGCACAUGGAGACAGUGUAAAAUUAUUUAAUACUCAAAGUGAUUCCUUUGCGGAAAAUUUACAGAUAUUAUAUAUCAGCGAUAGACUAUGUCUUCUAGCCUUUGUCAGUUUGUGUCCGACUACUUGAACAAGACUAAAAGGUGUGCGAUGUUUUGAAUGACAGCUAUAUAACGUAACUCUUCUUCAGAAGAUUACAAGUGACUGCCAGAGGGUAACUGCUCGACCGAACUUCGAAGUGUUUACAAUUUUUUUACCGCGUGUUCAGACACAAACCAUGGUAGCUUAUUGUGGAAUACUAAUACCUACACUCGACCGCCAUGUUUGAGAUUUGACAAUGUCAAUCAAUAUUACAGAAGGACAUUCGAUAUUUGCCAGUGUACGACUGUACGUGUAACUAUCGUUCAUGUGUACAAAACGUGCCAGCCUGCCAGGGGUUAACCUUUAUUAAAAAAGGCCCUUUGCACUAUACUAGCGAAACUUGAGAACUAAAAUUUUAGUUCUCAAGUUUCACUAUAGUGUAGUGCAAAGCGCCUAAAAGAGGACAGGUUUAAUGAAGGUAUAGGAAGUUGAAUUGAAAUUCACAGCGCACUAUCACAUUGAGCAAAAUUAAAAGCAAGUUCUUUGUACAAUUAUUAGAGCAUUUGCUUCUCAUUUCAGAAAUAGGGAUUCGCAGUUCUUAGUUUAGUAUAUGAUUAUAUUUUCUCCUCAAUUGUAUGCGAGUGCUUCCAGUUGGACUUAGUACCAAACACCGACAUGUUUUCUGCGCGUGUAUUCCUGUUUCCCCCUGCCUGUAGUAACACUGGAUCAAUAAGAGAUGAUCUUUACUGGACCUCUAGGAAGAACAGUUUAGAACUGAUAGAGCUAUCCAGUACAAAUAAAGUUAGUUUAGUUCAGGUUUCCUCCUGUAGUAACACUGGAUCAAUAAGAGAUGAUCCUUACUGGACCUCUAGGAAGAACAGUUUAGAACUGAUAGAGCUAUCCAGUACAAAUAAAGUUAGUUUAGUUCAGGUUUCCUCCUGUAGUAACACUGGAUCAAUAAGAGAUGAUCCUUACUGGACCACUAGGAAGAACAAUUUACAAUUGAUAGAGCUAUCCAGUAUAAAUAAAAUUAGUUUAGUUUAGGUUUCCUCCUGUAGUAACACUGGAUCAAUACGAGAUGAUCCUUACUGGACCUCUAGGAAGAACAAUUUAGAACUGAUAGAGCUAUCCAGUAUAAAUAAAGUUAGUCUAGUUUAGGUUUCCUCCUGUAGUAACACUGGAUCAAUAAGAGAUGAUGCUUGCUGUAUCUUUAAGGAGAACAGUCUAGAACCGAUAGAGCUAUCCAGAAUAAAUAAAGUUAGUUUGGUUUAGGUUUCCUCCUUACUGGACCUCUAUAGGGAGAACAGUUUAGAACUAAUAGAGCUAUCCAGUAUAAUAAAACACGAAACGAUAGACACACUGAAAAUUGUAAACAUUUUCAUUCUUUACAUUUCGACUAUUAAUUUAAGUCAUCUUCAGACGAAUGCCACGUUUACAAAGCCCACAUUUUUUUUAUUCAAUAUAAAUAAAGUUAGUUUAGUUUAGGCUCCCUCCUCAUGUGGUAACACUGGAUCAAUAAUAGAUGAUCCUUGUUUGACCUCUGCUGAUCUAGGGAAAACAGUUUAGAGCUGAUAGCAUUUCCUCCUGUAGCAACACUGGAUCAAUAAGAGAUGAUCCUUACUGGACCUCUAGGAAGAACAGUUUUAAGAACUGAUAGAGCUAUCCAGUAUAAAUAAAGUUAGUUUAGUUUAGGUUUCCUCCUGUAGUAACACUGGAUCAAUAAGAAGUGAUCCUUAGUAUUCCUUACUGGACCUCUAAGAAAAACAGUAUAAAUAAGUUAGUUUAGUUUAGGUUUCCUCCUGUAGUAACACUGCAUCAAUAAGAGAUGAUCCUUACUGGACCUCUAGGGAGAACAGUUUAGAACUGAUAUAGUUAUCCAGUAUAAAUAAAGUUAGUUUAGUUUACGUUUCUUCCUGCAUAGUAAUACUGGACAAAUAAGAGAUGAUCCUUAAUGGAUCUCUAGGGUUCUAGUUUAGAACUGAUAGAGUUAUCCAGUAUAAAUAAAGUUAGUUUAGUUUAGGUUUCCUCCUAUAAUAACACUGGACCAAUAAGAGAUGAUCCUUACUGGAACUCAAGGGAGAACAAUUUAGAACAGAUAGAGCUAUCCAAUAUAAAUAAAGUUAGUUUAGUUUAGGAUUUUUCCUCCUCUAGUAACACUGGAUCAAUAAGGGAUGACACUUACUGGACUUCAAAGGAGGGCAGUUUAGAGAACUCAUAUAUAGCAUUCAAAUAUGAAUAAAGUAAGUUUAGUUUAGGCAUCCUCCCUUAGUAACACUCAGAGCAAUGGACUUCUAUGGAGAACAUUUUGGAGAGUUAUAUAAAGAUGGCAUUUACUGGACCUCCAGGGAGAGCAGUUUAGAGAAGUGAUAUAGAGCUAUCCAGCAUAAAUAAAGUUUGGUUAAAGUUUCCCACGUUGUAACACUGGACGAAAAGAGAAUAUAUAGGCCUUACUGCACUUCUAUGGAGAACAGUUUAUAGAAAAGCUAGCCAUUAUAUUAUAAAGAAUGCAUAGCACUUACUGCAUCAUGGAUUCCGGCCAGGAAGAACAGUUUAGAGAAGACAUAUUUGAAAUAUAAAUAAAGUUUUACGUUUGACUAUUUUAGAGUGACAUGGGACUUUUCAAUUAUUAAGUCAGGGGGUAACAUUGCUUUAAGUAAUGCCCAAUAUAUUUUACUGAAGCACCUUUUACGAAAUUGUCCUCAAUAUACACACGAUGAUAUUAAACGGACAUGCAAAAGUGCACGAUUUUUUUAAACAUUUUUAAACCUAUAUCAGAGGAACUAGUCACGUACGGGCGAACCCCCAAAUGGCAUCAAGUUUCCUAUUUCUCCAAAUUGCUUUCCUGUAAUUAUAAUUUAUGUAAGUCAUCAUGAAUUAUAUAUUGUUGAAGAGACUUGGACCAAUUAUGCAAUCAUUGGGGUGUUUAAGAUAUACAGAUCAGAAGCCAGUGUACAAGCGAAUGGUUUAAACAAAAUACCAUUUAAUGAAUUUGCCUGCUUUAAAGCAUCGUACGAAUUUGCCUGCUUCUAAGAAUAUCGUGCGAAUUUCAGCUACUUUUGAAACCGGUUAAACAGGAUUUUGCAAUACCCGGCUGAUGUAGCUAUGUUUGGAGGACCGCGGUAUGAAUAAUAAUGGUUGUAUAUGUAAUUCUUGAAUAUGUGUAUUUUGAGGUCGUUAAAUGAACUAUUAAAGCUUAAAUUCCUUGAAUAUGCAUGCUUGCAUGCAAGGCGAGAGAUAGCUAUAAUUAUUUCGUGCAUGAAAGGUGAAAAGCCCACGUAUUGAUUUGGCAAACGUGUUCGACCCACAACUGAUGACGAACAUUGCCAACAUAUACGUGAUAUUUCCACAAAAAAGUCAAAACAUUUAGAUAAUUAGCUUAUAUUUGACGUCUAUAACUUGCAUGAGACUUUUAGCCAGAUAUUUAUUUUGUGACUGGAUGAUAAAUUGGAUCGCGUGUUGUUGUAUUCAUAUUUUAAGAUUAAUGUGCAGUGAUGCCUUCACUCUUGUAAGGGACUUUUUUUAGAACAGUCAACAACCCCGCGAUCGAGCAGGGGGAAUUUGCGAGAAUUCAUGGAAGAAAUUUCCGGGUAUGAUCAUGUAUCGACGAUCGCCUACGAGUCGGUCAUAUUUAUAUAGGAUUAUGGCAUUUAUUAAGCAAACAUUUCAUUAACUGGUGUAGCUUACCUUAAAAAGUGAUCUGAUGUUGUACAGAACUCUCUGCCAAGUUAAACCUAUAUACUGUAUAGUAUUAUAGUUAGGUCAUGCUCAGCUAGUACAUGUUCAAUUCUUAGUGAUUGUUGACUACCGUCACUUGUGUAAAAACUGACUCCCGAAGUCAACUGUUCUUGAGCAAUGCCGGGGGGGUAUCUUAAUUAAAGUGAUCUGAUCUCUGGGUGUUGUAUAUAGUCAUACAGCACUGUUGAGAUCAUGCAGAGGUAGCUAGUACAUUAUAUCUCUUGGCCUUGUCCAUAGAAAACGCCACGUAUGUUUAUUAUUGUAACGUAAAUUUACGAAUGAGGCAGUUUAGUUCUUGAAGGGAAUUUCUCUUUGUCUUUUAUAAUUAGUUCCAUUCAAGAAAUCACAACUGAGACAAAGAGAAAUUUCGCUCCGCGUGGAAAAUUCCGCCGCCUAGAUGAAAACGGCCUUUAUUAUAGGGUGACCUCACGUUGCAUACAAUGCAUGCAGUGACUAGUUGCUGAGCAGCCUGAGCUAAAGAUAGUUAACGAGCUAUAGUCAAAGUGAUCUGAUGUUUGCAAAACCUAUUUUAAACAUGCAAAGAUGCGAUACAUGCUUUUGAAUGUGGGCUGUCUUGAAUUUUGUUAUCUUGUUUAAGUAGCUCGAAUCUUGAGUUCACAAGGAAGGCAUAAUAUUCGGAGUGCAUGCGUUUCAUUUUAUAUUUUGCGAAAUCAGUUGUCUGCUGUACAGAACUCACUGCUGAGUUAAGCAUGGUUAUAGACCAUACAGAGAUAGUACAUGUUCUUGAAUGUGAGAUACCUUUAAAGUGAUCUUAUCUUGUACAGAACUCAUUGCUGAGCGGUUAAGCAUGGUUAGAUCAUACAGAGGUAGUACAUGUUCUUGAAUGUGGGCUACCCGAAAAUGAUCUGAUGAUGUACAGAACUCACUGCUGAGUUAAGCAUGGUUAUAUAGAGGGCCCAUAGAUCGUGCCCAAGUUAAUCAGAUGUUUUAUACUGAAAAUCACUGCUAAGUUAAUCAGUACUAAAGAUGGUUAGAUUAUCAGACUCAGUACACAUACUAAAACUACUCUUAUUUCUUGCAGAUUUUCUCGUGCGAAUACAAUGACAAAGUCAGAAAUGCAAUGGGAAGACAAUCUGGACGCCGAGCGAGCGAGCACCAUCGCGAGAAGAUUCGCGAUCGAAGACUUAGCCUUAAAAUAUCGUACGUCUUUAAAAACUGCUGAACAAUUACUCGCCACGGGCAUGGUCGUUGAACGACAGACGCGAGCCAAGAGUCCAAAAUCCCCGGAUGUCAUCGAGAUCGAUGCGACGGAAGAGAUAAAAGUAGAGGUCACCCAAGAAGAUAUGGAAGUGGACGUCGAAGGGGUUCAAUCCAGGCAGGAGCUUUUCCGUGAGAAAAGUUUAAAACAAGAACCAUCACAUUUUCAAACUAGCACUAGAAGUCCACCUUUCCAGCAACCUGACACCUCCCCACGUUCAAGACAAGCGUUCGUGUGCGCCGCCAGAGCCAGAUCAACCAAUAACGUCUCGCCAUUCCAACGACAUACCUAUCCCGAACCGCGAUUCUCAACCCACACCUGGCCAUAUCGUGUAACGUACCCGCGCAUCACCAAAAACGGGAUUCUUUCUCGCAAUUAUCCAUUCCUGUACACGAUUGCUGGGUCAAAAACCCAACCAAGAUACGUGCCCAUCGACCUGCUAAGAAACCGCUUCCGUUGGGCACAAAGAGCUAGUCAGGAAUUUAGACCCCGGGUUUUUAACACGCCGGACGAAAGACAUCGGGUACCUGCACCCACGGAACAAAGACCGCGGGGAUUUACACCACCGGAAGAAAGUCCCCGGGCAUUUGCAUUCACGGAAGAAAGACCCAAGACAUUUGCACCCCCGGAAGAAAGACCCCGUGUGCGGACCUUUGAAGAAGAAAAGGCGCGAUUGUUAUACGAGAAAAGACCCCGAGUCUUCACCUUCGAGGGAGCACAGCCCCGGCUACACGAAAAACGACCACGUAGCUACGAGGGGAAUUUCGAAACAGAACACUCAAACACAGUGAAGCCACGUCGCCAUAGUGACGAUGCUGUGACUAAUUCCAAUCGCCCCAGCGUACUUGUGAUGCAAAGACCGCUCAGUAACCCCUCAACCCCUUCCAAAGAGCAUAGAGACGAGUCAAAUUACGAACAAUGUACAUGCAAUGAUGAGCAUCACGAUUCAGAUUCCUCGAGUACGCCACCAUUAGCUCAAGAAGGAUCAUCGUCCAGUGGCGAAAGCAACAAAGGUAAGAUCAGUGGGAAGUUUGAUUAUUUGAUUAUUAACGUUUCUUAAACUGAUAUGGCAGCUAACAACGGCAAAGGCAGAAAGCAUUCAGUAAGAAUUCAGCUAUGCCGUAUAGAUAAAGUUAGUUUAGUUUAGGUUUCUCUUGCAGUAACACUGGAUCAAUAAGAGAUGAUUCUUAAUGGAUUUCUAGGCAGAACAGUUUAGAACUGAUAGAGCUAUCCAGUAUAGAUAAAGUUAGUUUAGUUUAGGUUUCCUCCUGUAGUAACACUGGGUCAAUAAGAGAUAUCCUUACUGGACCUCUAGGAAGAACAGUUUAUAACUGAUAGAGCUAUCCAGUAUAAAUAAAGUUAGUUUAGUUUAGGUUUCUUCCUGUAGUAACACUGGAUCAAUAAGAGAUGACUCUUACUGGACUUCUAGGGAAGAACAGUUUAGAACUGAUAGAGAUAUCCAGUAUAAAUAAAGUUAGUUUAGUUUAAGUUUCUCUUGAAGUAACACUGGAUUAGCCUGUGUACAGUAACGGCUGUACACAGGCUACACUGGAUCAAUAAGAGAUGAUUCUUACUGGACUUCUAGGAAGAACAGUUCAGAACUGUUAUAACCUGACUGGAUGACCAAAUUUAGAACUGACAGAACUAUAUCUUGUAAAUUUAAAUUUCUAGUUAAAUUUCCGAAAGCCACAUGUACUAAUCAGCGUCUUUUUAUUUCCCUUUCAGAAGACAAACCUCACAAAUGUCAAAUUUGUGGCCGAGCCUUCCGAAAACACAGCGCCCUCGUCAUUCAUCACAGAGUGCACAGCGGCGAGAAGCCUUACCGCUGUCCAGAAUGCUCGAAGAACUUCUCAAUAUCCGGGAAUCUACGACGUCACUUCCUCAUACACACGGGCGAACGGCCUUACGUUUGUCCAGAUUGUUCGCGGGCAUUUAACAACCCCAGUCACCUGACCAGACACAGGAGGAAACUACAUAACACAAAUAAUGCGAAGCAGACAGAAAAUUGAACAAUACAUUUUUGAACAAUUGAAAGACAGUCGUAAAACAUUCGGGAAAAGUUCGGUGAAGAAUCGUUAUUGAUAUAAUGGUAUCGGAAAACAGUCGGUGAGGAAUCGGGAAGCGUCGUAAGAGAUCGGAAAUAAUCCGAAAAUAGUCGUGAAGAGUUUGGAAACAAAAAAUCGGAAACAACUCGAGGAGUAAUCGUGGAUAGAUCAUGAAACAACCAUAAACAUAGCGACAAUGCAUAACCUUUUUUAUGCAAUUAUAAAAAUGAACUCAUGUAAACAUCGUGAAAUUAUAGACGCAUGGAUUUAUCCAUCAUAGAUACGUUUGUUUAUAACACAAGACAAUUCAUAUUAAUUUAUAAAUACCAUGGAGAGAAAGUAAUUAAUAUUACCAAUUGCAACAAAUAUGUUAAUUUAUAAUUAGUUAAGUUGUAAUUAGUUAAGCUGUACAUAAAUAUAUGAAAAAACAUUGAAACAUCCAACUACCCGGUGUCCAAAAAAAACUGGACACUGCUUGAUUUCAUGUAAUGUAAAACUAGCUAUCCCAAUGAAAUAACGAUAUAUAGCACUUGAAUUUACAUGCAAUAUUGAGCAAGAUACAACCAAAAUAGAAAUAUUUAUUAGUUAAUUAAAAGGUAAUUAUAAGGUUGUUUUAUGCAAAUUUGUGACAUUUUCAAAAACAGUAGUUCAACGUUCAAACACAAUAGCGCAUUCAAUUUUGCAUGUAAAUUCAAGUGCUAUAUAUCGAAAUCUAAGUUAAUCCAUUCUGAAUGCAAUGAUCUUUAUUUCAAUGCGAUGUUUUUGCCUUUACGUUCACAUGAAAUCAAACAGCGUGGGACACCCGGUAGUGUCCCGUCCGCGUGCAACGCGGACAGCAUUAAUCCUUACGUAGUAAAUGAUUAGUAACGUGUUAAUUUAUUUUAAUAAAAAAUUUCAAUUUGAUAUAUUCGCCCAACUGUGUUCUUUUACACCGCACGAAGUCAAUAACCAAGAGCCGAUUGUCAAAAGCUGUUAACCCCCAGGUUAACGAAAAAGUGAGGGGAAAACUUCAAAACAAACUUCCACAACAGCUUGUUUUUCCAAGAAAUCUUUU
Messenger RNA from Paramuricea clavata, 8703 nucleotides. The record is from the annotation of a GenBank genome assembly. Lineage: Eukaryota; Metazoa; Cnidaria; Anthozoa; Malacalcyonacea; Plexauridae.